CCUGAGGCUGACAAUUUUUAUCGAUGUGGGAGUGCUUCCAAUCCCCACUCUGAUUGGCCGCGCCACCUCGCGCAUUGCUUCCCAAAGCGGUUUAAACCCCUGCUCUCUCAGCCUUGCGCUGAACGGCUGGACAAGGCCAGCUCGAGUAAUGGCUCAUCCACGGCCUCAAAAGGACACAGAAAACGGUGAGUCGAUGGGCCAAGACUCGUUGACAUGGGCUCACGGUCCUGGGUGAGAUGAUAUAUUUUGAGGCGUCUCGCGGAAUGGUCCUCUUUAAAGCGAUUCUUCGUCCGCCAUCUUUUCGAUACAAUCAUCUUUCGUAGUUGCCGCUGCUACUAUCACAUACCAGCAUAACGUUACAACGUCAUACGAAGCAAGAUCUACUCUAUCUAGCUCGCCCUUUUUGAAUAUAUCACAAUGGUUGGCGUCCCAGGCCGCUCAAAGGGUUGCAAUACCUGCCGGAAGAGAAGAAUAGCUUGCAGUCUCGACACCCCGGUCUGCAAGCAGUGCAUCAAAUCGAACCGCGAAUGUGGCGGCUACCAGCGCGAGAGACUGUGGGUGCCGAAUAACCAGGUUAAGCUCGAGGGCGGGGUUGCUCUUGGAGCUUCCACGCCAACAGCAUCAGGGACAUUGCCGAGCAGGACUGCAUGGAAGGCGUCCAAGGAUACCACAGUAGCUCUCGUAUGGACAAGCGCUCAAAAUAAACCGCACUAUGACAAGGUUGUGUCGCCCACACCUCGUUUAGGACGGAUGGUAGACUCGUACCGGCCGUUCCAGCAACAGCUAAUAGGCGAGUUUAUGCAUGCCUUUAUCCCGCACUAUGGGACGCCCGCGGCGACCGAGGACUCCUCGUGGCUAUUAUGCUUGCCGGGGAUGGUUGGUUCUGCGCCAGCGCUCGAGGCGGCACUAAUGGCGCUGAGUACCUCACAGUUGGGACGGACGCACGAUUGUAUGGAGCUAGUGCAUGAGAGUCGGCGGCUGUACUGUGUUAGUCUCCGGGAACUGGGGAGGGCGCUAAAGGAUGAGAGGGUGUACCAGGAUGAGACUCUGGCAGCGUGUGUGGCGCUUGGGUUGUAUGAGGUUGUGGAGUGUCCAGCGGAGAGUGAUAAGGGGUUGAUAACGCAUUCGGAAGGGUGUAUGCGGUUGAUUGAGGCAAGGGGCCCGGAUGCGCAUAGUGGGGAUGCGGCACACCUGCUCUUCCUGUCGUGUCGGUACAGCUCGCUAAUGCAAGCCAUCCCCCAGAACCGCGCAACCUUCAUGAGCGACAAAGAGUGGCUAGAAGCACCAUGGAAGGGCAGGACCAAGUCACUAACCGACAAAUUCAUGGACGUCUUCAUGCUCGGUCCCACCAUCCUCGAAGCCGCCCAAUCCAUCGGCGACCUCAAGACCCCCUCCUCCCUCCUCGCCUGCCUCGCCGUCAUCGACUCCUGCUGGCGCGCCGACGCAGCCAUGCGCGCCCUCUACGCCGAGCUCGAAGCCAGCGUCGACGGCCCGCUGUUCUGGCCCGAGCUGUCUACGCUCGAUAACCCCGCGGACAACGCCGAGACGGGGAAGCUGUUCCCGGUUGCGUUCCACUUUGUUAAUUUUCGUGUUGCGAGGAUUUGUGAGUUGUACUGGGCUAUGUGCAUCAUAUUGUGGGGCGGGCUGUUCCACCUCUACCAUGCGGUGGCGCUUAUGGAGCCGCUCACGCCCGAUGAGAAUGAGUGCGCUUGCUCUACCCCUGUCCACGUAUGCCCGAGCGGAUUCAACAUUGCAGACCUCCCGCCGUUGCAGGACCGCGAUGUCAUGACGGCGGUGCGCAAUAUCUGCCAGUCGUUCGAGUACUGCGUGCAGCCCGCCAACCGACUGCUCGGAGCGUCAAGCAUCGCGUUCCCGCUGCAGGUGGUGAUAUCGACUCUGAGGGAGUUUCCGGGGAGGGAGAGAGAGAUUUGGUGGUGUUCGUCGGCGCUGGAUGUGAUUGAUAGGAAGGGGUUCCGGAUUUUGAAAUUUGCUAAGGCAUGACUAGGGAGGUGGGGUAGUGGAGGCAAGGUUUGUUGGUGUUUGAAUAUUGCGGAUUGGGUAUGGGGGCGCGUAAACUGGGAUGAAAUUGGGGAGCAAUUGGGUGCUAUGUUUAAGCAUUUGAGGUUGUAGGCAGCCGAUGGCGAUAUGGGGUAGAGGGGUAAGGGGUAAAUGCAAGGCUCUUCUGUCGCAUGGGUUUGGAUGAUGGUUUUUGGAGAUAAGCAAUUGAUAUAUCCCAUGUAGUUAUGAUCGCUAAGUUAUGUUUAAUCAGACAGGAGUAGCUUUGAGAUGUUCUAUGUCGUUGCGGUUUGAUGGAAGUGAUAAAUUAGAGGGC
Molecule: messenger RNA, 2332 nt
Organism: Pseudogymnoascus verrucosus
Lineage: Eukaryota; Fungi; Ascomycota; Leotiomycetes; Thelebolales; Thelebolaceae
Exons: 3
Coding region: 418-2001 (527 amino acids)
Biological process (GO): regulation of DNA-templated transcription
Molecular function (GO): zinc ion binding; DNA-binding transcription factor activity, RNA polymerase II-specific
Source: RefSeq, a predicted model, not a curated record